ACCACUUUUCGAUUCGAGAAAUCCACAAAGCUGUUGAAGAGGAGAUUUUGGCCGAUCAAUCGACCCUACAAGAAGGUCUAUUUUCUGUAUCUUCAAGAGCAUUGGAGCCCAAACGAAGGGAAAUUUCGAAAUUCCCCCUUUACGUCCGUACGGCUAUGAAACUCCAAAAUUCAGUUUUUUGAUUGAUUCUCUUCUCUUCUCGAGCUUGAUAGAGCUAUUAAGCCUAAAAUUGGUCCCAGCAUACCUUCACAUUGUAAUAUCGUAUAUGUUGGUGAGAGAGCGAGAAGCGCCCAUUUAGCAUUCUUCCUCCGCUUUAUAUUGUUCUCCAUUUUGUUCAUGUUCAAGGCACAGUUCUUCAAUUUGAAGCCUUCAUAAGUUGGGUGCAGGAAUGGUGACUGGCAUGAAUCAUCGAGACAAUGGGGGAAAGAACCCAACAAGCUUUUCAAAGGGAGCGACCAGGUCGUGGGGGACAUCAACACUUUCUGGGCAAUCAAUCUCGACAAGUGGAAGUGCAGGGUCGCCAUCUAGCCGAAGCGAGCCAGCGAUCACGACACCGGUGAGCAAGAACACCUUCGUCAGGUUGAAUAAUUUGGACAUUCAUGGAGAUGACGCUGGAUCACAAGGUACCAUCAAUGGUAAAAAGAAAAAGAGGGGUGCACGGGCAGUAGGUGCUGAUAAAGGUGGUAGGGGACUCCGCCAAUUUAGCAUGAAAGUCUGUGAGAAAGUUGAAAGCAAAGGUAGAACCACUUAUAAUGAGGUUGCGGAUGAACUCGUGGCUGAAUUUGCAGAUCCUAGCAGUAGCCUUUCAUCUCCAGAUCAGCAACAGUAUGACGAGAAAAACAUAAGGCGGAGGGUGUAUGAUGCCCUAAAUGUUCUCAUGGCAAUGGAUAUUAUAUCAAAGGAUAAGAAGGAAAUACAAUGGAAGGGCUUGCCUCGCACUAGCCUAAAUGAUAUUGAAGAGUUAAAGGCAGAACGUAUUGGACUAAGAACCAGGAUUGAUAAGAAAGCAGCAUAUUUGCAAGAAUUGGAGGAACAAUUCAUAGGUCUUCAAAACCUGGUACAGCGAAAUGAGAAUUUGUAUGGUUCAGGAAAUGCUCCUUCGGGUGGAGUGGCCUUACCUUUUAUCCUGGUUCAGACUCGUCCGCAAGCAACUGUUGAGGUGGAAAUUUCAGAAGAUAUGCAGUUGGUGCACUUCGACUUCAAUAGCACCCCUUUUGAGUUGCACGAUGAUGCUUAUGUUCUCAAGGCAAUGAGAUUCUGUGAUAGACAGAAAAGUGAUGGGGCCCACGAAUCUACCGCAAAUGGGGGUGAAAGCUCUGCCAGCAUGCUUACCAUGUAUCAACAGCACGUGCCACAUCCUAGGUCCAAUGCCAUGGGUAAGCUGCCUGUUUCACCUCCUGUUCCGGGUAUCUUAAAAGCACGUGUCAAGCACGAGCAGUAGUCUGUAAUAUUAAGCCUAUAUGCCCACUGUGGCCCACCUCCUCUUUCACUGUAUCUUGUAAAGUAAUUCAUGGAAAUCUGUUGACCUCAUGCUCAUCCUCAGCAUGAUAGCUUUCAAACUUGUGGAAAGGACUGUAGCUUGCUCCGACGGUCCUUACCAACUUUCAAGUGGUUCUCAAUGUAGCAUUGUGUGGACAUGAUUUUGGAAUGUGACUAUCAAUUAUAUUCUUUAUGUCA
This is a messenger RNA of Magnolia sinica, 1677 nucleotides long. Its product is annotated as transcription factor-like protein DPB. The record is from RefSeq and is a predicted model, not a curated record. Gene Ontology annotation, cellular component: nucleus; transcription regulator complex. The transcript is spliced from 11 exons. The coding region runs from base 389 to 1441 and encodes 350 amino acids. Gene Ontology annotation, biological process: regulation of cell cycle; regulation of transcription by RNA polymerase II. Gene Ontology annotation, molecular function: DNA-binding transcription factor activity, RNA polymerase II-specific; RNA polymerase II transcription regulatory region sequence-specific DNA binding. Lineage: Eukaryota; Viridiplantae; Streptophyta; Magnoliopsida; Magnoliales; Magnoliaceae.